AUGCGCAACCUUGCGAGUAGCGUCACGGAGAAUCCUGUUAAUGAGCACACGCUCAUCAACGUGUUCAUCUACGGUCUUGUAGAUGGUUCGGUGAAGACCUACAUGUUCCAAGAGGACUUCCAUACGCUGGAAAAUGCGAUAGUGUAUGCGGAACAAGAAGACUUCAGCCUGAGACAGUUUCAGGCUAACUCGUCAAACUAUCGUCCGACGAGCGACAGGAAACAGGAGGUCUCGAGCCCAUGGACCUCUAUUACAUCGGGAGCGAGAACCCUCGCUCUCUGA
Molecule: messenger RNA, 282 nt
Organism: Peronospora matthiolae
Lineage: Eukaryota; Oomycota; Peronosporomycetes; Peronosporales; Peronosporaceae
Source: the annotation of a GenBank genome assembly